Cheilinus undulatus (humphead wrasse) is the source of this 6914-nucleotide messenger RNA. RefSeq names its product phosphatidylinositol-binding clathrin assembly protein-like. Bases 760 to 2490 code for a protein of 576 amino acids. Gene Ontology annotation, cellular component: extrinsic component of presynaptic endocytic zone membrane; synaptic vesicle; clathrin-coated vesicle. Gene Ontology annotation, molecular function: 1-phosphatidylinositol binding; clathrin heavy chain binding; phosphatidylinositol-4,5-bisphosphate binding. The record is from RefSeq and is a predicted model, not a curated record. The transcript has 19 exons. NCBI's taxonomy places the organism in Eukaryota, Metazoa, Chordata, Actinopteri, Labriformes, Labridae. Gene Ontology annotation, biological process: clathrin coat assembly; clathrin-dependent endocytosis; synaptic vesicle budding from presynaptic endocytic zone membrane.
CAGACUGAGGGGAUAUUAAAAAAUCAAAGCGGCUGAGGUUAGAUGCAGCCAGAGCGGGGUGCUGUGAGGAUCAGAGAGGUGUUUGGUGACGGAUCUUUGCUCACAUUCAGAGAAGAAACCGGCCGAAGAAGAGGAGGGAAGGGGAAAGGACAAUGCUGUAUUUUUUAUCGUCUCUGAAAAGAUGAAUCUUCGCUCGGAGGGGGAUGCGGCAUAGAUUUGAUGAUAAUCACCGGCAGUCUGUCGAUUUAGCCAUCGUUAUUUCUGAUUCAACUCUCGUACUGACUCAUUCUGCUGUGGCAGCGUCUAAUUCAGGGAUUUAUUAACUGUACAUUGUCUUAUAUUAUAACACUAAGCUGCUUUUUAAAUGCUCUAAUUAUACAUUCAUUUUUAUUCAGAUUUUUCAAGUUGAAUCAUUUCGUUUUCAAGCAGCUGGCUCAUCCGGAUGCCUCCGCCUGAAUAUUAAAUAGUUCCCUCGAUGUGACUGCUUUAUGUUUUAAUUGGCCGCCGCAUGAAUUCUCCUACCGGAUUCUCGCCGGUAUACACUGCUGUCCUCCACCACCACCAGCACCUCCUCCUCCUCCUGCUCAGACGGCCGAUCCUCACAGAGGGCACUACCCUCCUCCUCCCCGCCGCUAAAGACAUUUUGAUCGUCCACCUACCCGGUUCCCCCCACCCGGACUCGGCCAUCACUUCGCCUGCCUCCUCCUCCUCCACCUCCACUACCACCACCACCACCUCCUCCUCUUCCUCCUCAGUAACAUGUCGGGACAGUCUUUGACGGACCGGAUCGCCGCCGCGCAGCACAGCAUGACCGGGUCUGCCAUCAGCAAAGCCGUCUGCAAGGCCACGACGCAUGAAGUCAGCGGACCCAAGAAGAAGCACCUUGACUACCUGAUCCACUGCACCAAUGAGCUGAACGUCAGCAUCCCCCACCUGGCAGACACACUGCUGGAGCGCACAACGAGCAACAGCUGGAUAGUUGUUUUCAAAGCGCUAAUCACCACACACCACCUCAUGAUGUAUGGCAACGAGAGAUUGAUGCAGUACCUUGCCUCCAGAAACACUCUUUUCAACCUCAACAACUUUCUAGAUAAGGCUGCACUACAAGGUUACAACAUGUCAACUUUCAUCAGACGCUACAGCCGCUACCUGAAUGAAAAAGCCAUGUCGUACAGACUAGCAGCGGUGGACUUCACCAAGAUGAAGAGAGGAGCUGACGGUGUGAUGCGCACCAUGAACACAGAGAAGCUGAUUAAGACUCUGCCUAUCAUCCAGAACCAGCUGGAUGCACUGCUUGAUUUCCAGCCAAACUCUAAUGAGCUGACCAAUGGAGUGAUAAACACAGCUUUCAUGUUGCUGUUUAAAGACUCCAUACGGCUCUUUGCUGCUUACAAUGAAGGAGUGAUCAACAUGCUAGAAAAAUACUUUGAUAUGAAGAAGAACCAGUGUAAAGAAGCUUUGGAGAUCUACAAGACUUUCCUCAACAGGAUGACCAAACUGUCUGAGUUUCUCAAAGUGGCAGAGCGAGUUGGGAUAGAUCAGGGCGACAGCCCCGAUCUCACACAGGCACCCAGCUCCCUCUUGGAGGCUCUGGAGCAGCAUUUAGCCUCUCUAGAGGGCAGGAAGCUUAAGGACCUCUCUGCUGCCAGCAGAUCCAGCACCUUGUCCAGUACGGUAUCCUCUCUCUCCAGCACUGGGAUCUCUCUCAGCCGUAUGGACGACAAGACAGAUGACAACAGACUGCAGCAACACAAGGAAGACGGUCACAAGGUGAUUGACAUUCAAACACCCAAUGCGUCACCCAGCACCCAAUCAGUGGGAAGUGCCAACAGCAGUGGAGGGGCGACAGAUCUCUUCUCUAACUCACCAAUUGUACCCGUCAACAACCAUGUGCCAAACCUGACCAGUGAGCUGUUCACCCUGCAGCCUAACUUCACCCCCAUCCAGACCACACACACUGUGCCCAACAAUAACAAUGCCUGGGGAGGUGACCUGCUAAAGCCAGCCCCACCUACUCAAAUUCACAGCCCUGGAGCCCAUUUGCACUCUGGGAAAAUGCUGCCCAAUGAUUUGGACUCUUCAUUAGCCAACCUGGUUGGCAACCUUCAAUUUGGAGGAACGCCAGCCAAAAAGCCAGAGCUCCAGUGGAGUCAGCUUGUAGAAAAGAAGCCCACAGGAGGAAGUGGCUGGCAGUCAAAGACUAUGUGCACCAGCACCAACUGGACUCACACCACCCAUCCCAUGGCACCUGCACCCAUGCCCGUCCCACAGAUGAACGGGAUGAUCUAUACUGGCUAUGCUCCAGCACCAGUGGCUUUUCCUAUGACGACACCUCAAGUGCCUGUGUAUGGAAUGCUCCCUCCUCAGAUGAGUCAUCAGAUGGGGGGAGUUCCUAUGAUGCCCCCUCAGCCUGUCAUGUACAACCAGCCUGUCCUGAGACCCACCAAUCCCUUUGGACCCAUCCCAGGGACACAGAUGCACUUCAUGUAGGGAUGAUGUGGUAACCAUGGCAGCAAAGCUGUGCGAGGAAAGAGAGAGGGAGAGAAAGAAAACGAAUCCAGAACCAAAUCCAGUGCCGGAGGAAGAAAGAAGAGGACAGAGAAGGAAAAAGGGAGGGAAGAGAGAGAGGGAGAGAGGACCAAAGGAGGGAUAAAAGAAGAAAUGCUGAUGUCUGUUUUCAUGUCGCCUCACCCUCUAAUCUCCUCUCCUCUCUCCAUGUGGCUACUGAUCUCUCUGUCUCAGAUUCUGUAAUGCCGGGGCACCAGAGGCUCCGCAUCAAUCCCACUCAUCCUCUUGUUUGAUUUGCCAAUUCAAACAGCGUUUACGACCUGUUAUGAUGCUAUGAAGACUGACAGUUCUAUGGAAGUGCAGAUUCCCACUUCCUAACCUCAUCCUUGCAUAUAAUUCCCUGUGUAAAGACCUUCCCCACAUUCCUCUCCAUCCCACAACUGUAUCAAACUCGGGAGAACACGCAUCUCCUUCUCUCGUUGAAUUGUUUGCUGGCACUUUACUCAAUGUGAACUUUGCCAAGGGUGUCUGUGUCGGGGAUUUUAGCAUCUUGAGAUUGGUUACCCUUGUUGCGUGUCAUUAAUCACCUGAUGUCAGAAGUUGUUGAUUCGACUGCGUGCGUAUUUCCCUUUUUCUACAUUUCAAUGUGCUGCAUCAACGUUACUGUUUGAGUCUUUUUAUGAGCUCCAUUUGUUCUUAAUUGCCAACUUAACAUCAAGAUUCCGGUGUGGAGGGACAGUUUGCGUUUGUCUGUGUGUGAAUGGACGUGACGAUGUGGAAAAUGUCCUGUAUGUGUUUCUUCUCUGGUACCUGAUGUCAUUACUGUGUUGCCAGGUACUAUGUGUUACUGCACUGGAACUAAAUGGUGAAAGCACUGAGCCAGACCCAGGCAUCGCAUUUGGAUGUAACCAAACUUCUUAUGCUUACUUUGCUACUUGGGGAUGUGCUGUACUGACUGUUUUUUUUUUUUUUUUGUUUAACUCCACUACAGCUGUGCAAUAUCAUACUGUCACGAUCGUCUUUUCCACUCAUUGUCUAGUCUCUUUAGAAGCUGUUUCCUGCGGUAGUGAUGUUCUUAUUGUAUGUCAGCAUCAGGUUUCUGUACAGAAUGCAGUUUCAUUUAGAUUUUUUUACCCAGGUCUAACUCCUGUUUUGUUGUAUUCGUACUGCUCUAAAAGUAGUGAAAAUGCACUGAGAGCCAGAAAGGUGACCAGAAAUGGUCAAACUUCAAACUGUAAGAUGUCCUCUCAAUCCUGGGCAUACGUCAUGUACAAAUUUAGUCUCCAGUGUUGUCCUUCGUGCUCCAGAAAAACUGGAUAAGGGUAAUUACUGCGGCAUAUGCCUCACUUCCACUUGGAGGAAUUAAAGACAUGCAAAGACCAGUGUUAGUUAAUGUAGUGUUAAAAUCAUGGAAAGGACAACUCAAGGUCAGUGGGAGGAGCCAAAUAAGGACUAGCAACGAAGGAUAAUGUUUUGUCGAUCAUGCCCCCAGUAAAGCCUGCAGUGACGACAACUCAUAUUAACUCAGACAGCCAGAAACAGGAGGCGCUAAUGGUACGUUUUAAAGUUAAUGUGGCUCUUUGCAGAUCCAAGGUCAAGUUAGAACCACAGAUAGACGAUAUCUCUGACUAUAUAGCACAACCUUCGAAGAGGGGGACAACGCUCUGCUGCACAAAAACGUAAAAUCAUUGCUGGGAUGUACAGUCGAAAGGGGCAAUAAUUGAUUAGGGAUGAAGUCGUUUUCUAUUGAUUGUGUCUGUUCUAUGUACAUGUACAUGUAUUGUAUGUGAGUUUGUGUGCACAUGCCUUCCCAUAGAGAUAAACAGGGUCAUGUUCCUCAGUUAGAGACAAAUGGUCUCUAGUGAGCCGGUAGUGUGAAUUGACAUAACAAUGAGCUAUUGUGAUUUUGUCUAAGUCUGUACAACCUAACGUCAAUUUCAGGUUGGCUCCAGGAUCGCUCAUCUGCUGAAGAAUGCAAAAAGAAAAAGCCCCAAGUCACUGGACCUGGAAUCUGCAAGUGUGCCUACACAUGCUGGAGAUCACAAGAAAAAUCUGAGAAUUGAAUCUGUAUGAUGUGUCGCAAUGGUUCACUCUUGAACAGUAACUGCUGGAUACGUAAAUGUCUCCCUGCAGCUACGACUCCACUACCAGCAAACUCGGACUUCAGCGUUAGAAAUUGCCAUCAACCAGUCCAAUAUUCUGAGGUUUCUCAGCAAGAUUCCUGCUGACAUUCAGAUUUCUCAUUUGGAAAGUUGUCGUUCCACUCUUCUCCAUUACUCGUGGUUCCAGUAGUUUGUCUUUCGCAGUCAGCUGAAUGCGCUUUCAUUGUGCAUUUCACUCCCACGACGAAGCUUGAUCUAUCCUGGGCCAACCUCUGACUGUUACUGUGUCCCCUGUAUAUAGGUAAUGCCGUUCAUGUGUUUUUAGACGUGCUCUCUCUCUGUAAAGUGAUCAAAGCUCCAUUGGAAGACGUACUGUACGUGGGACAAUUUAUUGCUGUAUCUGUGUUUGAAUGGUUGUAUUUUGAAGGUGUCAUCAUCCAGGGAUGGGUGGGGGGUUGGUUUUAUGUUUGUAAUGUUUAUGUCCACCUGGAGAAGGAAGUGGGUGGGAUUUGGGGUUGGGUGGGUCAAGGGUUAACUUUCACAACUGGUCUAUACCAAGAGUGUCUUCAUCGAGGAAGUGGACAGGACAGGGUCUGUCCUCUUCGAAACAGGAACAUUUUUUGCACCAAAGUCAUCAUCAAAGCGCAGCUUCUUAUUCAAGGUCACUAAGGAUGGAUGAUAUCAGAACUCAAAAGAAUCUUUUUUUCUUUUAUGUUUUAAGACAAAGAAACUGUCUUCUUUUGCAUGAUUAAGUGUCGUCUUUUUAUUGGCUUGUGUGCCCGGUAAAAGCAUGACCAUUGUGUGAACUCUCACUUACCGGUGUGUUGGGAAACUGUUGAGGAAAUUUCUCCAUGAGAUUUUUUACUUACCUCUUGACAUGAACAUUCAUUGACAUUCAUAAUCAAUGUUUUACAAUGUAGGGUCUGUAACUGUUUGAAGGCUGCCUCGCAUGCAGAAAUGCAACUUGCAAGUAACCCAUCAAACUUCAAACUCAGUUACCAUAACUGCAUUUUUGUAAAACACCAUGGAUGUCAAUACCAGUUAUCACCUAGCUAGCUAGACAUUGCAGUCUUGUAAAAUCGCUCUUUAUUAAAGCGUUGCUAUUUUCAAUACAUGUGUUUGAAUGCUUGCUCCUUUUUCAUACUAUGACAGCAGCAUCAUGGGAGGUUGUGAUUGAAAGUCAAAGUACUGUAUAAGUGUUUGGUCUGGUCCAUAUUGUGAUGUGUUUCUAACGUGUUUGCCCAGUCUUGUCCUGUCUGUCCCCAUCUACCCAACUUAAUUUUUCCUGUCAUCCUUCAAAGCGCCAACUGGUUUUCCCAAACCAGACUUGGAAGAAGUUCAAUUUAAUUUGAGACCGUUUGGUAAAGCCAGGUAACCUGUCUGUUAAAGCGCAGAUGGGUAUAAUGUCUAUCAAAAUUAAGUAUCCAAACGUCUCUGUCUGUAUCCUUUUGUAGCAUAUAGUUUAAUUAUAGAGAAUAAACUGAUUCUUUUCCUCCUUUUUCUGCUAGAAAAAUGUAACUGACAGCAAAAAAGCUACAGUGUGAACUCUUACUUGCAGUAUUGAAUCCAGGGUUUGAUUUCUUUGAAGCUUCCUUGGAUAAUUUGUCAGACUUUGUAGUUUGAGCAAAUCAAAUUCUACAGGUGAAUCUAUUUGACAAAAUAUAUUUUCUUCUCAUCAACAAGUCUAAUAAAGGAUUCAAAAAGAUAAACACGUUUCCAGCCAAGUAUUAAAUUAAUAUGCCACUCAGAAAAUUAAAGGAACACAUUUUUACAGGAGAAAAUCUUAAUCAUAAAAAUGUGGUUUUGAGUAAUUGUGGUUGCUUAUACUGAAUAAUUUCAUCACUGACCAAAUUUUGAUAAAAAACAUUAAAUUAUAUUGCUUCCUUUAAUUUUUCUGAGUGGAGUGUUUAACAAACAUUUAACUUCUACCAUCCCUCCAACUUUACAAAAGACUUACCUUAAAUUGUACUUACCACAGUGGGAUGUUUGCAGUCUUAUAUUUUCUCUAAAGGAACACUCAUCUACUGACUCAAGCGUUUACAGAUACUCAACCGGGAUUCCUACAAAACAGACCCUUCUAUGUUAACUCAAAUUACCAAAUUAAUAUGGUUGAUAAAAACCAGCUAUUUACCUUACCUGAGCAGGAAAGGCACUUCUACAUCGUUAUGCUAAGGUAAGGCGUAUGAUGUCAUUUCAGCCUCUAGCCUUCAUCCUUUACAUACAUACAACUACUCAUAUUACCUCAGUAUACCCUCAGUAUUGUGUAUGCUGCACUUAGUACACUCAUUCUGUUCAUCAGUGUUG